Molecule: messenger RNA, 2066 nt
Organism: Phragmites australis (common reed)
Lineage: Eukaryota; Viridiplantae; Streptophyta; Magnoliopsida; Poales; Poaceae
Exons: 10
Coding region: 276-1955 (559 amino acids)
Source: RefSeq, a predicted model, not a curated record
ACGCCGUUGCCGGUCGCCUGCCCCCUCCCGGCUCCCGCGAGGUCCCCCACCCCCGCAACCGAGCGGCCGGGAUGGGGAAGGAAACCACCGCGCGAUCACCUUCAUUAACUCCCCCGUCUCCCUCCCCACUCACAUCCCCUCGAAAGCGCCACCGGAUCCAACCCCUCCUGGAAUCCCUCCCUUUCUCCCCUCCUCACGGAACCCCGCCCGCCUUUUAAGUUUCACCCACAUGCGUGGCGCGCGUGCCGUCUUCCGCCUCCGCCGCCGCACCAGCGAUGUCGCGUAGCGGGGUGGAGGUGGUCGCCAGCAGGGGGUGCGCGAGGCUGCUGCUCCAGGGGAUGCAUCAGCCCUCCUCCGCCGCCUCCGUCGCAUCCUCCUCCGCCGCCGGUCCGGGCGCGGGCGCGGGGGCGCGCGCCGACCGUGACGGGCCCUUUGCCGGCCUGGUCAUCUGCGUCACCGGCCUCUCCAAAGAGGCGAGGGCUCAGGUGAAGGAGGCGACCGAGCGGCUGGGGGGCGAGUACAGCGGGAACCUGCACCCCAAAUGCACGCACCUCGUGGUGCAGAGCUUUGCCGGACGCAAGUUCGAGCACGCCUUGAAGCAUGGUCCGAGGAACGGACUAUUCGUCGUAACACUGAGUUGGUUUGUCGAUUGCGUGCGGAGGAACAUGAGGUUGGAUGAAUCCUUGUAUAAUAUCAAAAACAUUGGGGAAAACGGUCUGCCACUAGGGGAGUUCAACCGGCUUGUUGGAGUUCCUGUUAGCGAGAAGUCUUGCCUUCCACCAAUGAUAUUUCAAGACAAGGCAUACUCAGAUACGACCAGGAAGCAUGCGCUUCAGACUCCUAGGAAAGAAGGUGGCCGUGAUGAGUUCGUUUUUAUGAACGACACUAUCUACAUGGACCCUGGGAUAUCUGGUGAGAUGAGAAAGAAGCCUACAAGGAUUGUUGAGCUCCCUUGCCUGCAGAUUUCCGAUGCUGCCACUAGAGAAGGUGCAAAGCUGCUGGAGCACUGGUUUAUUGGUUGUCAUGCCACGUAUGUUGUGUGUGAAGAUGCUUCUGUGAAGAGAUAUGUUGGCCACUCAGACAACAUUGUAACUCCACUUUGGAUCUUGAAAACAGUGAAAGAAAAGAACCUGCAGCGUCUUGUUCAUUUGUCUUCAGACCUAGCUAGGCAGGUUGCCAUGGUUCUCGAAAAUGUCCGGACAUCUGUAGAGAAUAGAAAAUUUGGAAAUGUUCCUUCUAUAAACCAAAACUCCAGUGGACCUCCAUCAACUCAAGGGGAGAUUGAUGAGGUCCAUCAAGAGAGGCAAAAGUUUGUUGAAGUGGCAAAGAAAGAAAUUCGAGACCGCCGUACUCGUCGUAUGCAGUCAUGUGAAGUACCAAUUCAUCCGAUCACACCUGCCACACUUCUGGAUUCAAUCUGCUGGACAAUCUCUGAGCCAACUUCUUCCACGUCUAUUUAUACGGAUUCAUCAUGGUCUGACGAUGUCAAUGAGCAGCAAAGCACCACUUAUUUCGAUGCAAAUGGGGGUAUGAGGGAUCCAGACCAACCAACUGAUAAUUUCUCCCGCCCACUGAGAGAAAGUGAGCAAAGUGAGUUGAUUUUCAAGAACCACUUUCUUACCAUACUCUUCCCUAUUGAUCGUUUCGGUGAGCUUGGACCUUCCUCGAGGACGUUCUACAGCAAUGGUGGCUUUACACGUAUACAAGUGCUGGAUCACAUCUACAAUUUCUACCAGGAGAACAUGUCAACCGACGAGAUAAAUGUGGCCUUGCAUACAGAUUCACGGCACGCAGAUAGACUUCGAUCUUUGUAUGCAGGUGCCGCAUCAGCAGAGAAUGGAUUUGUAACUUUUAAAAGAAUAGACUUCUUAGGAAGCAGAAGAAGUUUCGAGGCACUAAAGCGCCUCAACAGGGAGAAUAAUAGCAAUGCAUAUGAUCUUGUGAUUAGGGCAUGAACGCACCAUACUCAGGUGCCAUUUGGCAUUUGUUGAUUUCCUAGAGAGAGAAAAUCUACAACAGGAAGGAUGUGCCAUGCUUGCAGAAAAUAAAUCCACUGUUCAUUGAAA